This is a messenger RNA of Pezoporus flaviventris, 651 nucleotides long. Its product is annotated as protein PRRC2A-like. NCBI's taxonomy places the organism in Eukaryota, Metazoa, Chordata, Aves, Psittaciformes, Psittacidae. The record is from RefSeq and is a predicted model, not a curated record. The transcript has 5 exons. Gene Ontology annotation, biological process: cell differentiation. The annotation marks the transcript as partial.
AUGAGCGAUCGCCCGGCGGCGAGGGGCAGGGAGGGCCGGCGCUACGCUUGCCUCAGCCUCGCUGACACCUACCGGGGCCGCCCGCUCGACGCUCCGAGGGCCGCCGCGGGAUCCAAACCUCUCUCCGGUGACUCCGUUACCCGCCUCCGUUGCAGCGGUGGCCGCCAUGGGCUGCAGAGCCUGGGGAAGGUACCGGCCCGCCGCAUGCCCCCCCCCGCCAACUUACCGAGCCUGAAGGCCGAGAACAAAGGCAACGACCCCAACGUGGCCUUGGUGCCCCGCGACGGCUCGGGAUGGGCCAGCAGGCAGGAGGGCGGCGAGCCCCGGAGUUCCGAGCACUCAGCACCUCCCCGCCGCUGUCGCCGUCGCCGCUGGAUUCGCAGACGCCUGCGGCCGGCAGCCAGAAGGGGAAGGGGGGGGCAGCGAGCCCCGAGACCCCCCCCCGCCCGCAAGCGGGGCAAAGUCCUGGGCUCAGGCCAGCGGUACCCAAGGACCCCCAGCCGAUGGCUCCCGGGCGCCCGUGCUGCCGGGCCGGUUCUCCCGGGGAGGAGUUUCCCACCCUGCGGGCGGGAGGAGACCCGGAGAGGGGCGCCCGCGAGCGGGACGGUGCCGGCGCGUGGUGUGGGCGCGCACCGAGCCCCCGCCCCCACG